This is a messenger RNA of Cervus elaphus (red deer), 1479 nucleotides long. Its product is annotated as protein GOLM2-like. The transcript has a single exon. The coding region runs from base 123 to 1265 and encodes 380 amino acids. The record is from RefSeq and is a predicted model, not a curated record. NCBI's taxonomy places the organism in Eukaryota, Metazoa, Chordata, Mammalia, Artiodactyla, Cervidae.
UCAGGGCUUCCCGCGUCGGCCGGCCCUGGGGCCGCGUCCCCCGGGCAACUCCUCAGCCGCGGCCUGAGCGUCUGCCCGCAGGUGUCGGCUCCGAGGCUCGGGGCGCGGCCUGCUUCGGCCCCAUGGUGGGCUUCGGGGCGAACCGGCGGGCCGGCCGCCUGCCCUCCCUGGUUCUGGCGGUCCUGCUGGUGGUGAUCGCGGUGCUCGCCUUCAAUUACUGGAGCAUCUCCUCACGCCACGUCCUGCUGCAGGAGGAGGUGGCGGAGCUGCAGGGCCAGGUCCAGCGCACCGAGGUGGCCCGCGGGCGCCUGGAGAAGCGCAAUUCGGACCUCCUGCUCUUGGUGGACUCGCACAAGAAACAGAUUGACCAGAAGGAGGCCGAUUACGGCUGCCUUAGCAGCCGGCUGCAGGCCCGGGAGGGCCUGGGGAAGAGAUGCGAAGAUGACAAGGUUAAACUGCAGAACAACAUAUCAUAUCAGAUGGCAGACAUACAUCAUUUAAAGGAGCAACUUGCUGAGCUCCGUCAGGAGUUUCUCCGACAGGAGGACCAGCUGCAGGACCACAGGAAGAACAGCACGCGCCUUGUGAGGAGGCUGCAGCAGGAGAGUUUUCAGUGUGGACAACAGAUCAAGGAGUUAAGAGCUCAGCAUGAAGAAAAUAUUAAAAAGUUAGCAGACCAAUUUUUACAGGAACAAAAGCAAGAGGCCCACAAGUCUGAAUCAAAAGGUGGAAACGAAUUGGAUACGGACAAUCAUGCAGUGCCUAAAAACAUUCCAGAAGUUGCUGAGAAUGGUGCAGGCAAGAGUGAAGAGCCCUCAAGCCAUCAUAUCCCACGCGGAAAAGAACAAAUCAAACGAGAUGGUGAUGCAGGCAUGCCUGGAAUAGAAGAGAAUGACCUUGCAAAAGCUGAAGAUGUUCCUGUUGCUUUAAAGAAACCCCCUGUUUCCUUUUCUCAAUAUGAAAGUCAUCAAGUAAUCUCCCAUCUUCCAACUGGAAAACCUCUCUCCCCAAAUAUGGUUCCAGAUUCUCAUAUAAACCACAAUGGAAACUCUAGAACUUCGAAACAGAACCCUUCCAAUCCUCUUCAGCGUUUAAUUCCAGGCCCUAACUUGGAGAGUGAACCCAGAAUUCAAGCAGAAGUUCUAAAGCAGGCUACCAAGGAUCGAGCUGGUGAUUUCCAUAAAUUGAAGCAAAAUGAUGAAGAACGAGAACUUCAGAUGGAUCCUGCAGACUAUGGAAAGCAACGUUUCAAUGAUGCCCUUUAAGCCGUGAAGGAAAACUUCAGAUAACCUAAAGUGCUGUAAAAUGGAAUCAUUUCUACUUUGUCGAUUUUGACUUUUGUUGUAAAGAUCAGUUGUAAAGAUACAUUGAGAUAGAUUUAAUGAAAAAUUUUAAUGAAAGAAUGUACCCAUGUACAUAUGUGAACUUUUCAUAUUGUAUUAUUAAAGCAGAGACUUCUGGGGUUAUGUUACAGUUGAG